CUAAGAUCAGCUUUAGUUCAAUUAAUAUUACUACUUAGCAAAAUGUGAUACAAUUUGGGAAACUAGUAAUAUCAUAAUUGAAAUAAAGCGGAUCGUUGGUGGUGACCCUUAGGGGCACUAAUCCACACCUGUAACAAACAUAGUGCAGAUUGUAAGGUUUUAGUUGGCUCCAUGUUUAACCAUUUCUCGAUGACUGUUGCACUGAUAUGUUUCCCAUGGGUUUCUUGCGUUUUUAUAUGCAACGAAUAUUUAUGAUAUGAUGACUCGUAAUAUCUACAGAAAUAUAUUUCUUUAAAUGGAAAGGGUUACAUAUUUUGAAAGUAAUUUUCAUGAUGAUCUUUUCAAAAUUACUUUAUGGUCAAAGCUAAAACUAUUUGAUCAUUAACAAUGUUGAAUGAACUUUUAUUUGGAACCAGAGAUAGUAGUUUUGUGAACUCGAUUGCUUGGGGAUCUUAUUGGACUAGAAGAUUCCAUUUUGUUUAUUUUCGAAGAUUAAGUUAACUUCCUAGAGUUCUCUUUUGUGCUGAUAACUUUUGUAUUGUUUAUAAGCUAUGUGAGUCUAAGAGAGAAUUUUGUGAAGCUUGUGGACAAACAGUGCAUGUAUGCCUUUUGGAUUUUUCUCUCUUUCUGUGUCUAAUUUAUUUUGGAGGUUGGUUCUGUCUGAGUUGGAAGCAUGUAGACAAUUGGAUUCAGAGUAAUACAUUUGCAAGCAUAGGGACAAUCAGAAUUUUGCCAUUGGAAUAAUAUGCAAUCUGAAAUUUGCCAGUGGUGUGUCACUGAGCCUGCCUCAGUCACCGAGUGUCAAAUUUCAAAUUCAAGACAUAUGCAAUGGCAUGAUGAGAAUUUAUCCUUUUUUGAAUCAUAGUUCAUAUCCGGGAAAGGUGUUUUGGGCUGUCUAAAACAGCUUGCCUGGAUUGUCGCUUAGCUUGUUUAUAGUGUGAUCCUGUAUUCCUGUUGUUAUUUCUACAUGUUUUAUGCAGUGGCAAUUGGCUCCAGUGGUUGAAUUUGUCUAUUAUAUUUGUUUACCAGUUUCUGCCUUUUAUUUUCACCCUUUUGAUCCAUCUUGUGUUCAGUAAAAAGAGCUGAAGUCAUUUCUGGUCAAAGAAGUUGAAUAUAUAUGCAAGCUACUGGCUUAUCUGUUGAUUUAGUAGGUAUUUUGGCAAUGUUGUUGUCAAGUAUUUUUCAGGUAAGUGGUAUGCUGUUUUGUGUAAGUACUCCCUUGGUGAAGUUUCAAAACUUCUGGGCUUCAGCUUGUUCUCCAUCCACUUGAUCCUUUCAGCUUAAGUCUUCCCUACUGAAUACUGAUCUUUUUUUUUUCAUUUUGAACUGUUACAGUUAAGGAAAAGUGCUCCCUUUGUGUACAACCUCAUAUACUGACUUGUGUGCUUGUUUUGUUUACCGUAUGUCUCUCUUGUUUUAGCUAUGCUGCAAGUUUUGAUUGUUACUUUGAUUUUGUUAUUUUGUGAGAAGUUGGAUUUGUUAUCCCUUUGACCCUUUUGAUCCUUGCAUACAUUUUUAUAGCUGGCUGGCAUUUGAUAUGGAUUGACUUAUAUCUGGCGUUUUGUUGCAGGUAGUUGAUUUCUAGUUGGGAACUAAUCCUGUCACGCUAAUGGAGAUAAAUGAAGUACGUGACCAAGAUUUGCUGGUUGACUUGGAGAAAGGCAACUGCUUGCCACCCAGGGAGGACAAUAAUGGGAUGAAGAUUAAUUCAAUGGCUGGACAUGCAAAGACAAUGCUGCAUGGCUCAUGGGAUGAUCUUGUAGCACUGAAGGAGGAUAAGAGUCACCACAUAUCUGGCUGCUCUUCACACUGUCGAGAUUCAAUUGUUAAAAGUGGAGAGUCUAUGACAUCUGAAGGGGAGAUUAAGGUUGGGCUUUUGGAUAAAUCAGCUGGCGAUAAGGAAAAGAAAAAAUGGUCCAAGAAGCCACCACGACCUCCAAGACCACCAACUGCUUCACCAUUAGAUCCAGCUGAUCAGAAGCUCAUUAGUGAACUAUCUGAGCUUGCGGUGUUAAAGAGGGCUAGGAUUGAGCGUAUGAAGGCGUUGAAGAAGAUGAAGAAUUCCAAACCAGCAUCUUCCAUCGGGAACCUGGUAGCUUUGAUUAUUACCGUUAUCUUCUGCUUCUUCAUCCUUUGGCAAGGGGUUUUCUCAAGGCAUGGGGCGAGCAUAAGCUUCCACAGGCCAUUUGUAUCAUCAGCUGGAACACGUGGUGGUCUUAUCUCCAUUCAGUUUUACAAGAAGAAUGUCACAGUUAUCAGCACCCACAUUUCCUCUGCAGCUCUAAAGUGCGACAUCCCUUUCUAUGUGAUCUUGCAUGCUAUAUUGCUCACAGUAAUACCAUGUUGUAAAUUAUCACGAGUUGAUAUGAUGGUUUAAGCACUGCUUUUGUAAGAUUGUAUACAAAGGGUGUGAUUUUAGUGGAGAGAAUUAGGAAGAGAUGUAUCGCUUCUUUAGUGAUGACAUAGUGUGCUUGGAUGAAUUUAAAGGAACUAGUUCGUUCGUCGCAUCGUCUUCGCAGUUGUGUGAACCUAGCUGUCUCACAAUUGUCUAUUGUAAGACCAUCAAUCAAAAUUGGUGGCCAAACUUUGAAUUUGUAGUAUAUUCUCAGAGAGCUAUGGCUAUCAUGCGACACCUAAGCCAUUUCA
Molecule: messenger RNA, 2646 nt
Organism: Setaria italica (foxtail millet)
Lineage: Eukaryota; Viridiplantae; Streptophyta; Magnoliopsida; Poales; Poaceae
Exons: 2
Coding region: 1610-2377 (255 amino acids)
Source: RefSeq, a predicted model, not a curated record